Molecule: messenger RNA, 3102 nt
Organism: Gracilinanus agilis (Agile Gracile Mouse Opossum)
Lineage: Eukaryota; Metazoa; Chordata; Mammalia; Didelphimorphia; Didelphidae
Gene: MMP14
Product: matrix metallopeptidase 14
Exons: 10
Coding region: 870-2612 (580 amino acids)
Biological process (GO): skeletal system development; extracellular matrix organization; zymogen activation
Cellular component (GO): extracellular matrix
Molecular function (GO): zinc ion binding; metalloendopeptidase activity
Source: RefSeq, a predicted model, not a curated record
CAAGAAUUGACAAAGGGAAUAUAUUUUGUCAGAUUGUAUUCAGGUCCUGAGUGUGGUCACCUUUAUCCACUCUACCUGUGUAUGAAGGUCAAGUGGUAAGAAAGGCUAUGAAGGGACAAAGAAUGAACAAUUCCAUACUGGCUGGAUCCAUAGAAACCGGGGCUAAAUUGUUGCUGUGUUGUGCUCUUUUCUCUACCCGAAAUCCUGAACCUCUGGACACUUAGCCCUAUCUAACCCCCACCCCCAACCUGAGUCUCUCCAGACUUCCUGCUCCCUAGGGAGAGAGGCUAAAUACCAGAGGAACAAAGCCACCCCAAAUAUGCUUAUGAUGAGAAAAACUCCCACAUCCAGUGUCUAGCCCCCCCACCCAACUCCCGACUCCUGACUGUGGGCUCAGCCCCUGCAGAUGGCAGCCUAUACCACAAAAAGGCAACUUUUUUUUCCCUGCUCUUUGCUGUAAUUGGAUUCAUACUAAAGCAACCACGUCCCCAUCAGAAAAGAAGGAGGGGGCAGGGGAAGAGGCUGGGAAAGAAGGGAGGGACAAGAGUAGUAAGUGAGUGAGAGAGAGAGAGAGAAGAGGGCUCCAGAUCGCCGAGUAAGCAGAAAAAGAACAAAAAAAAAAAAAAAAAAAAAAACAAACCCCAGGAAUUCGAGAGAAGAACCAGACAACCACUUCCACAGAACAAACCCCCCAACUCCAGCCUGCUCCUGCUCCUGAAACCCAAGGGGGAAACGAGGCAGAACAAAGGAGCCCUGAGAGAGAGAAGAGACAGAGACCCCAGGGGUUUGUGGGGGGAAUUAAGGGGGACACAAGACUCAGACUACAAACAGAGAGAUUCCCAAAAGUUGCCCAGAAUUGAGUGUGAACCAUGUUCUGUGGCCCUAGCCCCGACGGGAGCCUGCUUCUCUCUCUCCUCACUCUCAGCACAGCCCUCAUCUCCCUCUGCUCGGCAGACGGCAACUUUAGCCCUGAAGCUUGGCUCCAGCAAUAUGGCUACCUACCACCUGGAGAUCUGCGUACCCACACCCAGCGCUCUCCCCAGUCCCUCUCCACAGCUAUUGCUGCCAUGCAGAGGUUCUACGGGCUGCGUGUGACAGGCACUGCUGAUGGAGAUACCAUGAAGGCCAUGAAGCGCCCCAGAUGUGGUGUCCCAGACAAGUUUGGAGCAGAAAUCAAGGCCAACGUGCGGAGGAAGCGCUAUGCCAUCCAGGGUCUAAAAUGGCAACACAACGAAAUCACAUUCUGCAUCCAGAAUUACACACCCAAAGUAGGUGAACAUGCCACAUUCGAAGCUAUCCGAAAAGCCUUCAAAGUGUGGGAGGGGGCAACACCUCUACGCUUCCGGGAGGUGCCCUAUUCCUAUAUACGAGAGGGCCACGAGAAGCAAGCCGACAUCAUGAUCUUCUUUGCCGAGGGCUUUCACGGUGACAGCACUCCCUUUGAUGGGGAAGGCGGCUUCUUAGCCCACGCAUAUUUUCCUGGCCCUAACAUUGGGGGCGACACUCACUUUGAUUCAGCUGAGCCCUGGACUGUCCAAAAUGAGGAUCUCAAUGGGAAUGACAUCUUCCUGGUGGCUGUACAUGAAUUGGGCCAUGCACUGGGUCUGGAGCACUCCAAUGACCCCUCUGCCAUCAUGGCCCCCUUCUACCAGUGGAUGGACACAGAAAACUUUGUACUUCCUGAGGAUGACCGUCGGGGCAUCCAGCAACUCUAUGGGAGUAAGUCUGCACCCCCCACCAAGAAUCCUUCACAGCCCAGGACUACCUCCAAGCCCUCUGUCCCAGGCAAGCCCAAAAAUCCCACCUAUGGGCCUAACAUCUGUGAUGGGAACUUUGACACAGUGGCUGUGCUUCGGGGGGAAAUGUUUGUCUUCAAGGAACGGUGGUUCUGGCGGGUUCGGAAUAACCAGGUGAUGGAUGGGUACCCAAUGCCCAUUGGUCAGUUCUGGAGGGGCCUGCCUGCUUCUGUCAACACAGCUUAUGAAAGAAAGGAUGGCAAAUUUGUCUUCUUCAAAGGAGACAAGCAUUGGGUGUUUGAUGAGGCCUCCCUGGAACCCGGCUACCCCAAGCACAUUAAAGAGCUGGGACGGGGCCUGCCGACUGACAAGAUCGAUGCAGCACUUUUCUGGAUGCCCAGUGGAAAGACCUACUUCUUCCGAGGAAACAAGUACUACCGAUUCAAUGAGGAGUUCCGUUCAGUGGACAGCGAGUACCCCAAAGAUAUCAAAGUCUGGGAAGGAAUCCCCGAGUCACCCAGAGGAUCAUUCAUGGGCAGUGACGAAGCUUUCACCUAUUUCUAUAAGGGAAAUAAAUACUGGAAAUUCAAUAACCAGAAGCUGAAAGUGGAGCCAGGCUACCCCAAAUCAGCACUUCGGGACUGGAUGGGCUGCCCCUCUGGGGGCCGACCAGAGGAGACUGAUGAAGAGACUGAAGUGAUCAUCAUCGAGGUGGACGAGGAGGGCAGUGGGUCAGUGAAUGCAGCUGCUGUAGUGCUCCCCAUCCUUCUGCUCCUCUGUGUCAUUGCUGUUGGCCUAGCUGUCUUCUUCUUCAAACGCCAUGGAACCCCCAAAAAGCUGCUCUACUGCCAGCGUUCCCUGCUGGACAAGGUCUGACCCCCCCAACAGGCUGGGGGGCUGGCACCCCUCCCCUGCCCACCCCCACCACACAGACUUUGCCUCUGGGGGCCAGGGGCUACAGGUGUAGGGGGAGGGAUGUUCCCAUAUUUCCCCAUGGUCUCCUUGAUGUCCCACAACCUUCCUCCUGUCCCCUCCAUUCCCUAAUCCCUUUGUCUGUGCCUUUCUCCUCCCUCUGCUCCCCUCACUUCAUUACUACACAAGUCCCUAGGAUACUGAACAUCAGUAGCAUCAUAGAGGCUCCCUGCCUCCCUUUGGGGAGCUUUCCUCCUUGGUGCCAACCUCCCCUGCUGGUCAUCCUGGGGGCUCUUCACUUGAAGGCUAGGACUCUCUGACCUCCCUGGUGAAGGUCAAAGUCUGGGUCACCUGCUCCUUUUCCUUUCCUGGACAUACCUUGCACCUCUGAACUUUAACCUCAGGAGGCUCUACAUACUUCCAGCCCCACAGACCCCAGGUCUGCCUAGUUGGC